AUGAUCAAUGUAAUAGAGUUUCAAAAACAUGGAUUUCCCUAUGCUCACAUAGUAAUACGCGUACAAUCAGAACUACCUGUUAAACAAAUUGAUAAAAUCGUGAAUGCAGAAUUACCUCAUGAACAAUCACAUUUAAAAAAUAUGGUAGAAAAGUAUAUAGUACACAAACAACAACAUUCAUCACGCUCUGAUCAUAUAAAUUAUACUAUAAACAAUACAUCUGAAAAUUCUAGUCGGCAACCUAUUAACGAAUUCAAAGAUUAUAUUAAUGGAAGAUACUUAUCAGCAGCUGAAGCAGCAUGGAGAAUAUUUCGUUAUCCUAUAACUACAUCAGAUCUAUCAAAAAAAGAUAAUCCUGUUCAAACAUAUGAAUUUCCUAUAUUUUUAGAUAGAAAAGCUGGUUACAGCAAAAUAUUUCUAAUUAAUGCUAUUUGUUAUACAAUACAAGCUGCAGGAGAAAUUGUUCUAACAUGUAGAACAACGGCUUUAUUAGCCCUUCUUUAUGAAGGAGGACAUACUGCCUACUCAUUAUUUCGUAUUCCUGUAGAAGAAAAUAAUAUAAAUAUUCAAUCAACAAUUAAAUACAUGACUGUAUUGGAUAGUGUAGAUAUUCUUCUCCAACAAAUUUGCAAAAGCAACAAACUAUUUGGAGAAAAACCUCUAAUAGGUGUUGGUAACUUUCGACAAAAAUAUUUUCAUAGAUAUGUACUCAACCAACCAAUACGCAAUGCAAAUAACCCAAUCUUUGUGAAAUUCAUUGAUAAUAUCAGCGAAAACUAUAAAAAUUAUGAAAUUUCUUUAAAUAUAUUUAAAACUACUCGAAAUAUUGAAGAAGCUACUUUAUUUCUAUACCCUGAAAACAUACUUUCAGAUAAUAACAUUCUACAGAAAAGAGCAUUCCUUAGCUCAUGCAACUCAUUAGUUGAUGACUUUAACUACAAAAUACUCAAUAAACUACCUAGAACAAUUCAUACAUAUUUCAGUUAUGAUAUCAUUAAAGAAAAUGAUGAAAUUAUAACUGAUCAUUCUACAACAACACCUGACUACUUAGCCCAACUAACAUACCUAAUCAUAAAAUUCACCUAA
Molecule: messenger RNA, 1086 nt
Organism: Scutellospora calospora
Lineage: Eukaryota; Fungi; Glomeromycota; Glomeromycetes; Diversisporales; Gigasporaceae
Source: the annotation of a GenBank genome assembly